Rotaria sordida is the source of this 2235-nucleotide messenger RNA. Lineage: Eukaryota; Metazoa; Rotifera; Eurotatoria; Philodinida; Philodinidae. The record is from the annotation of a GenBank genome assembly.
AUGGCAACAAAAGCGACAAGAAAUGGAAAAAUAAUAUGUGGACUGUGCAAUGCAUUUAUCGAUGAAAUUCAAUAUCGAUCUCAUGUCGCAGAAUGUGGUAUGCUAGAUAAAGAUUAUGAAGUUCAACCGGCAUUGAAAGUUUGUGCUUUGUGUGGAAAAGAAGUCAAAGAUUUGACUCAGCACUAUGGAAUAUGUACGGGUGGAAAUAAUCCGACCAACAACAAAUAUGAAAAUCGACAGCAGCCAACAAUUACACCAAUUCGUCAACAAACAACACCUUACGUUUCAAAUCAAACAAAUACUAAAGAAUGUGUUAUAUGUUUCGAAAUGAUCGCUGAGAAUGUUUACGCAGAUCACUUAGAUCGAUGUGGUACAAGAUCACCAAAGAGAUUUACAAAUUCGAAGAAAACUAAAGAAUGCAUUAUAUGUUCCGAAAUGAUCGCUGAGGAUGUUUACGCAGAUCACGUAGACCGAUGUGGUACAAGGUCACCAGUGAGAUCUACAAAUUCGAAAAGAACUAAAGAAUAUGCAUGCAUCUCUGGAUCGUCUUCAAGUUCAAAAUCGAAACCAACAAUUAGAUCAAAACAAAUCUCAUGUUUUACAUGCUCAUCCGCAGUAGAUCUUUCGAAAGGUUCAAGUCAUACUCUUCCAUGUCGAUUACAUCAUAUGUAUUGUCUUAAAUGUCUUCAACACUCGAUGAAUGAAUAUAUUCAAUCCAAUACUGUUCCUGUUUGUCAUUCGACUCUCUGUGAUUAUGAACUUUCUCGAUAUGAUGUGGCAUGCUUACCACUCGAAGCAGAUACAAUUAAGCGUUUACUAACUUGUGUCAAAAGUACUCAGCGUGCUCAAUGUCCUUUAUGUGUCUUCUAUGUUGAUUUUAAUACCAUGAACGAUUUUCAAAAACAUGUAGCUUCAUGUAAUUCAGAGAAUAUGAUUCCUUGCGAAUAUUGUCAUUGUCUAUAUAAUAUUCAUCGAUUGGAUGAUCAUUCACGACAAUGUCGGAAUCUUCCUUCCUCUCAACAACAACAAGCAUUAAUCGAUUUUAUCUUACCUCGAACUAAAUAUCCACUAACAGCACAACAGAUUCGUGUCUUUAUCGAAAAUAGAAAGAAGACUCAUUUGUCACUCGAUCCACAUUCAAUCGUUGAAACACUAGCUGAGUUUGGUGAUACCUUUCCGUUUGAAAUUCCGACUCGUGAUUGUGACGUAUGUAUGGAAACAUGUGUUUACGAUGAUAUUUUUGUUUUUGGUUGCGAAGAAAGUCAUAAAUUAUGCUAUGGAUGCUUUGAAAAUUCAUGUACAACAAAGAUGACCAAUAAUGAAAUACUUACAUGUGGACUGUGUGCUUAUGAAUUGCAUGAAGGUGAAAUCAAACAAUUGCGAGUAGCAGAUAAUCGAAAGAAACAAUUUCUGGAUUAUCAAAUUCAGAAGACAUUCAAUACUUAUGUUGGUGGCACUCAAGGAGUAAUUAGAUGUCCAAAUCAAACAUGCAAAUGGGUAGCUGAGGCAAGGGAUCCUAAUGAUCGUUUUCGAGUGCAAUGUCCUAUGUGUGGUAAUGAGUUUUGCUCACUUUGUAAUCAGCAAUAUCAUUUUCGAACAACAUGUCAACAACUUCCAGAAAUUACACAACGUUGGUUUUUUUGGUGUAAUACAGAACGCGGUAACUAUUGGCAAGCUCGAGCACAACAAGAUGCGAACUUUAGGGCACAGUUAGAAGAUUAUGAACGACAAAAAGCUGCUAAUAUCCAACGAAAUCAAGAACUAGCUCAACGUUACAAUGACCUAUUGGCUGAUGAAAAUUAUAAAGCUCAAAAUUGUCGUCUCUGUCCACAUUGUCGACGAGUUGUACAGCAUCUAAGUGGGUGCGAUCUAAUGGUAUGUGGUCGAAACUAUCAUGGUGGUGAUCAACAGUCUGGUUGUGGCAACGGUUUUAAUUGGUCUCAAGCUCUUCCUUAUACACCUAUUGGCAAUACAGGUCCACAGCAAGUUGCAAAUAAUUUACCUUCUCCUGAACAACAAAAACUUGUAGUGCAUGAAGGCGUUCAAUGUGAUGCUUGUCACAAUGUAGUUCAAGGUAUUCGAUUUGAUUGUGUUCAUUGUGCUUCAUUAACAUUCUGUGAAAAGUGUGAACAACGUUCUACUCUAGAACAUUCAAAUGAAAUACGCAAUCAACAAAAACCACAGCAUGUUUUUCAACUGAUAGCACGAUCACUCAAUGGAAACAAUGGACAAUAA